AAAAAUUCAUUUAUCAGGAAAGCCACGGAAUAUAAGGAUACUUAAAAAUUAAUAUUUAUAAAUAAUUAUUUAUGCGAAUCAAUUAAAAUGUCUGCUUUAGUUAAAAGUAGUUUUUCUUUUCUAAAGACAUCUAUUUACUCUAUACCUGUUCGUGCUAUAUCUACCACAAAUAAACUUAAUUUAAAAGAAAUACGGGAACAAACUGUUGGAUCUACUGUAAUAAUAGAAGGCGUGCAAGUGCCAUCUCCUCGUCAGGAUUACUUAAUACGAGCUGACAAAUUGAUCCCAACUCCUGAACCUUUAGUAAAGUCUGAGCAACCACCGUGUUAUAUGUGUGCUCUUGGUUUAGAUGUGAAGCAUACAGAUGUACUAAUUCUAAGCCAAUUCGUAAGAUCCGAUGGCUGUAUGCUACCGCGACGAAUCACGGGUCUCUGCCGCCGACAGCAGAAAAAAGUAGGCAAAAUGGUGACCAUGGCGCAGAAAGCAGGCCUCAUGAUAAAUAUGACUCCAAAGAAUUGUGCAAAAGAUCCAAAAAAGAGACGAGAUCAUAAAAAGUUCAACACAUACUUUGAUGAAAGCACAAUAUUCCUGAAGAGGAUUCCUAAGCCCUGGGAGAAAUUUAGGCGAUAAUUUUAUUGUAUAGUAUAAUUUUAGAGGUAUUGAAUUAAAUAUUAUAAAUUAGUGUUUAUAUUAUUUUUUUAGUUUCAUAUAGUGUACGAAACGAAUAGUGUAACUAAUAGUAUAAUUUCAUAUAGUGUACAUAAUCAAUACAAAGGAGAAUAUUCAUAGAUGGGAAAAAUCAUCAAUGAUAGGUUAAAGUGGUAAG
Achroia grisella is the source of this 826-nucleotide messenger RNA. RefSeq names its product large ribosomal subunit protein mL66 (gene mRpS18A). Gene Ontology annotation, cellular component: ribosome; mitochondrial small ribosomal subunit. The transcript is spliced from 3 exons. The record is from RefSeq and is a predicted model, not a curated record. Lineage: Eukaryota; Metazoa; Arthropoda; Insecta; Lepidoptera; Pyralidae. The coding region runs from base 88 to 630 and encodes 180 amino acids. Gene Ontology annotation, molecular function: small ribosomal subunit rRNA binding; structural constituent of ribosome. Gene Ontology annotation, biological process: mitochondrial translation.